Molecule: messenger RNA, 2164 nt
Organism: Mizuhopecten yessoensis (Yesso scallop)
Lineage: Eukaryota; Metazoa; Mollusca; Bivalvia; Pectinida; Pectinidae
Product: U4/U6 small nuclear ribonucleoprotein Prp31-like
Exons: 14
Coding region: 198-1676 (492 amino acids)
Biological process (GO): spliceosomal tri-snRNP complex assembly; mRNA splicing, via spliceosome
Cellular component (GO): U4/U6 x U5 tri-snRNP complex; precatalytic spliceosome; U4 snRNP
Source: RefSeq, a predicted model, not a curated record
UUUACAUCGGCCGUUGUGUGUCGUUCCUUUACCUGUCCUUUGGCGCUUUUAUUAUAAAAAAACGAAAACAGAACGUAACGUGCUCUGUCGACAAGAAUUGUUCUUCAUCCAACUUAAUAACAAUUGGGCCCUUAGACAUCAGAGAUAAAUCACAUAAUUAGAUUGCUAACAAGGCAGAUAGACUCAACUAAUCCAAAAUGUCGCUAGCAGAUGAACUUAUCGCAGAUUAUGAGGAUGCUGAUGAUGAUUUGGAUGAACAUGAGGCAGAGGUGGAGUCCAUGGACAUUGCAGAGGUCGAUGAAAAGGCUGAAGUUAAUUACCAAGAUAAAGAAUCGGUGAAGAGUGUAGCUAAAUUACGGGACAGUGAACAACUUGCAACUAUUCUAUCCAACAUAGAAAAAUAUGCAUCACAACCAAGAAGAGAUAACGUGGCUGGUCCAGUGGAGGCUGAUCCGGAGUACAAAGUCAUUGUGGAGGCUAACAACAUCACAGUGGAGAUUGACAAUGAAAUAAAUGUAAUUCACAAGUUUACGAGAGACCACUACUCCAAAAGGUUCCCCGAGCUGGAGUCCCUCAUACAGACCCCUAUGGAGUACAUAAAGACAGUUAAGGAACUUGGAAACAAUAUUAUGGAAAAUUCAAAGAAGAAUGAAGUCCUCCACGCAAUUCUGGUGCCAGCCACUAUAAUGGUAGUUAGCGUGACAGCCUCCACGACACCUGGGACGAGUCUAACUGGAGAAGAGUUGGCUACAGUGAUGGAGGCCUGUGAUAUGGCGAUAGAUUUAACAGAACAUAAGGCAAAGAUAUUCACCUAUGUGGAAUCGAGGAUGACCUUCAUAGCACCCAAUGUGACCAUCAUAGUGGGAAGUUCAAUAGCAGCUAAACUCAUGGGUACAGCAGGAGGCCUGACCAACCUGUCUAAAAUGCCCGCUUGUAACGUCCAGUCCCUGGGAGCCCAGAGGAAAACCCUAUCCGGCUUCUCCAUGGCCUCCAUCCAGCCUCACAUGGGCUUCAUCUAUAACUGUGACAUUGUACAAAAAACACCUCCGGAGUUACGUAAAAAAGCGACCAGAUUGGUGUCAGCCAAGUGUACUUUGGCGGCACGCGUGGACAGUUUCCACGAGAGUGUGAACGGAACAGUUGGGGACAGUCUGAGGGCCGAUAUCGACGGAAAGCUGGACAAACUCCUGGAACCACCACCAGUGAAAAAGGUCAAGGCCCUGCCAACACCUAUAGACGCUGCGCGCAAAAAGAGGGGAGGACGUAGGGCUCGAAAAAUGAAAGAAAGGCUUGGAUUAACCGAAGUCAGGAAAGCAGCUAACAGAAUGAAUUUUGGAGAGAUAGAAGAAGAUGCGUACCAGGAUGACCUUGGCUUCUCCUUGGGAACACUGGGUAAAUCGGCAUCAGGUCGUGUUAGGGGGCCGGUAGUCGACUCAAAGACAAAGGCCAAGAUCUCCAAAACCUUACAGUUGAAGGUACAGAAGCAGAACCAGACGUGGGGCGGCAGCACGACGGUCAAACGACAGGUGUCCGGAACAGCGUCCAGCGUGGCGUUCACUCCUCUGCAGGGGUUGGAGAUUGUGAAUCCUCAAGCUGCAGAGAAGAAGGUGUCUGGAGGAAGUUCGACCUACUUCUCCAGUACGGGUAGUUUUGUGAACGUGAAACAGAACAGGUGAAGAGGACAUGAAAUCUACACACACACACAAACAAAAACUGGACUGAUGUAUGAUGUUAUUCGUGCAUCAAGUUGCGACUUUAAUCUCGCCACAUUAUAGCACAUGUUCCAGUGAAGGAAGGUUACGAUGUUAAAAACAUGUCUGCUGGCAAGUCCAGGGGACUCUUCGUCACACGAGGACUUUUAAAGUCCUUAAUGUUUUGUUUUGUUGAGAGAUUGUAAUCUAAGUUCAUCAGACAGGUGACUUAUUGACAAAUGACUAAAUGAGUCUGCAUCACUUACAGGACCUCUAUUUGUGAAGAAUUAUGAUCGCUUGUGGUCAGUUGAUAUUGGUCAGUUAUGGCAAAACAGUCAAGAAUUCAUACAGUGGACAAAAUUAGCCCUGUUGUCACGUUUUAUGUAUUGUUACUGUCUUUAUUUUAUCAUUUCUAGGGGCUUUUAUUCAACCACUCAUUUUGCACAUUGCAGUUUAAUAAAUAUACCAUACUA